AUGUUUCAUCGUCCAGGGAGCAAUCAACAGCAACAGGACAAGUCCUUGAGCUUUAACAUCACACCUGAAAAUAUCCAACUUGACCUUACCUUAGGGAAGGAACGACCAGAAUGGGUAUUUUCCGCAUAUGGCCCGGGGAAAAAUGCACCUAGACAGCUCUUCGGAGGCCCGUCUCGAGAGCAGAGCUUCGAGGAAAUGCGAUUGCGACAUUACGAAGCCACGGCGGCUGGAAACCCCAACCAGGCUAUUCAAGAAGCGCAGAAGUUACAUGAUGAAACUAUAAACCAGAUUCAAAUCAUCCUCAAUGAUCUCAAUGGUGCCGUUAAAUACGUACUAGAUGGAGUGAAUGAACACCCAAAUCGCAUUGAUAUCGUGGAAGGUAAAUCGGGUGUUCCGUCAUCAUCCGCCAACCAGCCAGCCCCAGUCUCGUCGACUUCGGCUUUUGGACAACCAAGUGGUGGCAUUGGCGGUGCGACUCAAGCUGCACCUACUCCUGCUUUUGGACAGGCAUCAAUGCUUGGGCAGAAUCAGCCUGCUUUUGGAAAGCCUUCAGGCUUGGGAGCAUCCACAGCUGGCUCUGCAUUUGGUAAGCCAUCAAUGCUUGGAGCAGCGCAACCUACCUUUGGUAGGCCUGCAUUUGGUCAGCCGUCAUUCGGUCAGCCUGCCUUUGGGCAGCCUUCAGCAAUGGCAGGUUCCGCGUUUUCGAACGCUGCGGCUGGCCCGUCUCCUUUUUCUGCAACUCAACCAAAUCCAUUAGCGGCUGGUAAAUUCGGCCAACCUUCGACUUCUGCACCGUUUGGACAACCGGCCGCCAGCCAGGUGACAACGUCUCCAUUCUCCCAGAUUGGUAACCAAUCUGCAACAACAAGUGGAUUCGGCCAACCAUCUUCGACCGGUGCCACAUUCGGCCAGCCAUCUCAAGAUGUCUCACCAUUUGCACAACCGCAGCAAACACCAUCGCUCAAUCCAUUUGGCCAAACGGCAACUUCUUCGGCUACUCCGAGUGUCUUUGGCCAGCCUCCGGCGACUGCAGCAUCAGUCUCAACUACAGUUACACAGCCUCAAGUGAAUACUCCCGGAAAGGCACCAAUAGGACCCAGACCCAUCAUCAAAGUCGGGCUCGGGGAACUGAACCCAAUUCCCGAACUCGUGGGCGAUACCGUUCGAGAUCCAGGGACACAGAAAUUGAUAAGAUGGAAAGGGCGACCAGUACAGUACGAGGGCGGGACUCCGCGCUAUCUGCAUCCCCAUGAUAACAAAACCUGGGUCCGCAUUUUCUUCUACGAUGGGCCGCCGGAUCUCGCUACCCUCCGAGACUGCAGUGAGCAGGAUGAAAACUAUACGGCAGAAGUAACGGACCAAUACCAAUACUUUGUGCAAAAUGGAAUGUUCAAGGAUGGCAUUGUUCCGAGCGUACCGCCAAAGACAGAGUGGGUGUCCUUCGAUUUUUAG
This is a messenger RNA of Talaromyces amestolkiae, 1452 nucleotides long. RefSeq lists its product as uncharacterized. The transcript has 2 exons. Lineage: Eukaryota; Fungi; Ascomycota; Eurotiomycetes; Eurotiales; Trichocomaceae. The coding region runs from base 1 to 1452 and encodes 483 amino acids. The record is from RefSeq and is a predicted model, not a curated record.